Molecule: messenger RNA, 1032 nt
Organism: Fusarium venenatum
Lineage: Eukaryota; Fungi; Ascomycota; Sordariomycetes; Hypocreales; Nectriaceae
Source: RefSeq, a predicted model, not a curated record
AUGGCCAUGUCUCAUUCAAAGGCAGCCGCGAUGGAGAAAGUCACCACGCCUAAUCAGUCUCUACAUGAGCUGAUCAUUCAACACCCCAAGCUGUCCGACCAUCCUCUGCGCUGGACCGCCCGCCAUCUCGAGCUUCUACACUGCACAUUCCAGCAAAUCGAUAUCCCUCUUGAAGCUAAAACCGGCGCGCAUGAGGAGUGUACCGUGAAGGAUGCAACAGGGCUAGCAAAUAAUCCAUGGUUCGGCGACAUCGAGCGAAAGGCUUCAUGCUUCAGGAACCUUUUCAAUGGAGAAAGAGGUCGUCUAGUGAAUUAUUGCACGGAGCCGACAUUCUACUUCAACGGACAUGGUAAACAUCGUCCACACUGCCCCAUCUACUAUCUUGAACCAACCUAUGAGAAAGAAGACGAGAAUAAAGAAAACAAGGGUCACGAAGACGGGGAACAAGAACUCAGGAAGACUGAGAACCCAGUUAUAGGGUUUUUUGCCUACAGCAGUAUCACGCAACGACGCGCGGAACGAUGUUACCCCAAGCAGUAUCGUAGCAAACCAAAUGGCGAUGCUCAACAGCUUUGGGACCGCAUGGUCAGAGAGUGCACACCAGAGACGUGGUUUCAGGAUCCAUACCUUGUCUGCAUCAUCACAUCUCUAGCACAAUGUCAGUGGAGAGACAACCGCUACAAGUUCUGUCCCGUUCGCCUCGUCGUUUGCCAUGAUGAUGAGAAGGAUUAUGCUUACGUUUAUUACGCCCAGUUCCCAAAAGGAAUACUAGACCAACUAGAUACCCCAGUGUCUAGAACAGAAGCUACCUGGCCGACUAUCUACUACACCAAGAUACCAUUUGAGCCAUAUGGAACAUUUCACGACCGUAUGGAAAAAGCCCUGCUGGAUGCAAAAGUCGGGACGUCAGCUGAGGGGGAUGAGACAGACUGCAAGAGCGUAAACCCAAACGCCACUGCCGAAGUCAGCGAUAUCCGGCAUUCUUUAGGCAUGAUUGAGCUUUCAACUACCAACAAGGGUCUCAUGAACUGA